AUGUCGUCCCAUACCUCAUCUCAUCUCGACCUAUUUAUCAAUCUAUCUUCAACAGUGAGUUAUUUCCUUCCCCACUUGCCAUCAGGGUGGCACGUCGAUCAAGCGAUCCUGUCAGAAGAAGAUCGCGUUGUGGCCAUUCGAUUUGGUCACGAUGCAGAUCCCCAAUGCAUGAAGAUGGACGAAACCCUUUGGGGUAUUGCAGAAAGGGUGCAGAAUUUUGCGGUGGUCUAUCUGGUAGAUAUUACUCAAGUACCUGAUUUCAACAAGAUGUACGAGUUGUAUGAUGCCUGUACUGUCAUGUUUUUCUACAGAAAUAAGCACAUCAUGAUCGAUCUCGGUACGGGAAAUAACAAUAAAAUAAAUUGGGCGAUUGAAGAGAAACAAGAAAUGAUUGACAUCAUCGAGACCGUUUAUCGCGGAGCCUCGAAAGGUCGAGGUCUCGUCGUGUCGCCCAGAGAUUACUCGACACGAUACAGAUAUUAG
Molecule: messenger RNA, 483 nt
Organism: Cantharellus anzutake
Lineage: Eukaryota; Fungi; Basidiomycota; Agaricomycetes; Cantharellales; Hydnaceae
Exons: 6
Coding region: 1-483 (160 amino acids)
Biological process (GO): mRNA splicing, via spliceosome
Cellular component (GO): U4/U6 x U5 tri-snRNP complex; U5 snRNP; spliceosomal complex
Source: RefSeq, a predicted model, not a curated record